Podospora anserina S mat+ is the source of this 417-nucleotide messenger RNA. RefSeq lists its product as uncharacterized. The transcript is spliced from 2 exons. The coding region runs from base 1 to 417 and encodes 138 amino acids. Lineage: Eukaryota; Fungi; Ascomycota; Sordariomycetes; Sordariales; Podosporaceae. The record is from RefSeq and is a predicted model, not a curated record.
AUGAAGUUCACCAUCACCGCCGCCGCCCUCAGCCUCCUCGGCCUCGCCUCCGCCGCUCCCGCCGAGGUAGUCGCCAAGCAGGCCCACGGCGCGACCAGUGCUCAAGUCACCAACUUUUCCGUCACCUGCGGUUCCUCCUCCUGCUCCUACACCGCCCGCGCGGUGAUCCUCCCCGAGAACGUGGCCGUCACCUUCACCCACACCACCACCGGCUCCACCAUCCCGACCAACACCGGCUUCUUCACCAGCAGCGACCCCGCUGUCUUCUUCCGCAUCAACAAGGCGCUCAGCGACUACCGCUUUGUGUUGAGCGACGCUCAUGUUGUUGGUUCGGCUGUCAACUUGGAUUAUUUCAGCCCUGGGUCGCAGUGGACUGCUAGUUCCUACAGCGGGCCUUCUUCUUUUACUCUUUCUUAA